Messenger RNA from Habropoda laboriosa, 3542 nucleotides. RefSeq lists its product as uncharacterized. The transcript has 2 exons. The record is from RefSeq and is a predicted model, not a curated record. Lineage: Eukaryota; Metazoa; Arthropoda; Insecta; Hymenoptera; Apidae. Bases 925 to 3528 code for a protein of 867 amino acids.
GUUGGCGUGUUGUGUAUGCUCUUUGUAUGUGGCUAUAGACAGUCUAAAGAGAGAGCAGAAAUAGUUGGCAACGGGAGCUAGUGGUGUUAUUAGUAGAGUAGUAGAGUCAAUUUCUCCCUCUUAAUUUCCAACUUCCACUCAGCCGUUCCCCUGUCUAUCGGUGAAUCGCGUGGUGGUGGAAACUUAGUCUCGCGGAAUUCUCUUCGAAAAUGUAGAUAUAUAUGUAUACAAGUAUAUACAUAACCGAUUACAGAGAAAGAGAAGAGUGAGGAUCUCUAGGCGAGAGAAUUCAAAACGUUUUAACAGGAAUCCAACUGGUCGUAGGACGAAGUAAAUCGACCACGAAACCGCUCCCAAAGAUCAGGCCAGUGAUAUAGUUACACCCCCUAUCCGAAGAGGGGAAAUGCAACAGAUGCCGCUGAUAAGCGUAAGCAACGUCGCAACAGGGGGAUCCAGCAGGAACGUAGACUACCACUCUGCAACCGUCGCCACCGCCGCCGCUAUCUACAACAUUUAGGAAUGUAAUAUUUGACUUAGAAGCACACCUCUGCCAGACAGAGAGAGAAAGGGAGAGAGACUCGUUCCGUGAGGCUCUGUGUGUUGUAGCCUAUGACUACUGUAAUACACAGUAAGCACCACUGAAGAACACACGAUAGGGCCAAAGGGCAGAGAAAAAAAAUAGGGAUUCGUUAGAGGAAGAGACAUACAGAGAGGAGGAAAGAGAGAGAGAGACGUCUUCACAAGUGUCCUUACACGUUGAGUACACUCGUUGUCGCGUGCGUGCAAGCCAGCAGUAGCAGCAAGCUCCUCUCGUUUUUUCCUACUCCUACUCGGUUAUGGAAUGAACCGAUGCCCGACUGAAUUCUACGGUUAUCCGUGGUUCAGGUUACACUGCUGCUAUCAUCGACGUCGUGCACCAUCAUCAUGACGCCGAUGACGCGUCCACCGUUCCUGUCAACGCUGGUGCCGCUGUUACUGCUACUAUUGUCCCCAAGUUCGAUCAUCAUCCCACUACUGUGUACCGCGAGCGGCGAUGGUGGACCGAAUAGCCCGAUCUUCAACCUGGACAACACCGCGCUUGAAAAGAAUUUGGCGGCGAUAUUUAACAAGGUGGCGCACAGUUCAGCAACCACGAAGCGUAGCGUGCCCGCGUACGAUGCUCAAGUCUCGGCCAGUACAACCUUAUCGACGGUACCGUCGCCUUUGACGACCACAACGACGACAACGACAACGACAUCGCCGACGAACCCGUCGAUACCAUCCGUCAGAUAUCCUCCUGUUCCACGAGCAACCGUGUCGCCAGCGUUUCGCGAAUUACCCUCGUACGCUCCCCCUUCACGCGCCCUCUUCACCCCGCCUCUGCCACCGGAGUACCUUCAUCCGUUUGCAAACAAACCAACCCUCAGAGGAACCAACUCGGACGUGCAUUCAGGACUGAAGAGACCGGUGCCGCCACCUAGCGGCACGCCCGCACACGAGAGGAUACCCAUCAGGCCACCUGACCUUCAGGGUCCAUCUCAAGUGCCGGAAAGGCACUCCCAUUCCAGAAACAAGCCUCUGAACACGCCUAGCAAGGAACAGAACGUUGUAGAGAGCAGUGAAUUGGAUAGAAGAAACAAUACCAACGAGUUUGUACCCACGUUACAUUAUCCAAGUAUAUCAAGGAUAUUGUCAGGGAGCAAUGGACGAAAACAGGAUAUUCCAGAGAUACUUCUGAAGCCUCUGGCCACGAAAGGCCCACCUCAAAAUGCGCCCGUGGUUCCUACAACUGAGAAGAUGACCACGCCGUCCACUACAACGGCCAGAACGUCUAGCACGCUAGACUCUUCCAAGUUUGUUACACAACCGACGAUCUUCAACUUGCCCAACACCAGGAGGCACGACGACGACGGUUACCACGGGCUCAGGCAUGAGAACGGCUUCAAAACGGAGAACAUAGAGAUCGUGGAUACAGAGAGGUUACCUUAUCCUCAACCACAGCCUCCAGCUCCGCCACCGAAGAGGCCAAAUGAGGCUGGUGAUCGUAUCGUGCCGCCGGUCGACACGCAUCCCCUCGAAUCCACAUGGCGGAUCGCCUGGUUUCUCCACGUAUACGUGGCGGCGAUUAUGUUCACGUUGAUGGCCCUAUACUCGAUCUACAAGAUCGUCCGUUUCAACGAGGCAACGAAUCUCCUAACACAGUCGUACUUCCUCACUGUUCAUCUACUUCUCACGACUGUCUGCACCCUUAGGUGCUUUCACCUAUUUUAUGACGCUUACAAUCUAGGCCAUUCGCUACCCGAGCCUCUGUCCAGAGUGCUCAUGUAUCUACCUGCACCGUUACUCUCUACUGCGUUCGCCACGUUGGUAUUGUACCUGGCUCGUUGUUCAGAAGCCUCGUCGCUGAACAACAGGUUCCUCUCGCCAAUAGCGCUGGCUCUAUCUGCAACGGUGCACAUAGUCCUCUGUGUCUCACUGCACGUGUCCACGCACGUGCUAGGUUAUCAGGACGAAGCAAAGAUACUUCCACUGAUCUGCCAGUGCAUCUAUAUAAUUGUAUGCGUGACCUUGGGUCUGGGUUAUAUGUACGUUUACCGGGUGGUACGUUCCCAGAUUCUCAUGACGAAUAACAAAACAGCGGGAGCGAAUCAUAUAGUUGGUGCAGAUCCAACCACUAUGGCUUUAAGCACCGCCAUUACAACAAGCAUCGCAACGGCGCUGUUCUUCAUCCUCAUGGGUUUCGUUCAGUUAUAUGCGAUUUUUGGUAACGUCCAGGAACGACCACAAUCCUCCUAUCGGUGGCUAUGGUGGGGAUGGCAAUUCUCCGUUAGGUUGUUGGAACUGGCAGUGUGCGGUCUACUCGCAUGGGUGGCCAGCCUGUCCCAGUAUCCACUGCGGGAGAAACAGCUGCAGCAGCAUCCAGUUCAUUCUGGAUUCGCUCUGUUUCCGUGCGGCAGCUCCACGUCCACCGAGAACCUGGACGAUGUUCUUUACCCGGCGAUCUGCAGCACAAACCAGGCGAUUCAGAAUUACACGAUGAGAACUGGGAAACAGGUUUACGACGAUAGCUUCCCGCUGAACACGCUACCCGAGCAUUUGAACAUAUCAGGUACCUUCGAGAGACAUUCCAUUCGCAAGUCAGGCACCAUGGGCCAUUUCCCACACGAAGGCCGUGGCUCAUUAAACCGGCACGGUAAUGGGAUACAAACUCUAAGAAAUUCCGAGAGCCGCGGCAGACACACGCCUGUGCAACAGACCGGCGGCAAUGUCCACGAGCAGACGCCUACCACGGGCUCGACGAUGCUGGUCGCCGAGGAUGGAUUCGUCAGGUUCCGCAGCCUGGGCGCGGAGGACGACGAGCUAUCCGACACGCCUAGCGUGGUUGGCACCCAUGGCAGGGGAAGCUCGCUAGCUGGAAGCGUGAGAUUCAACGCGAGACACCCAACGCUGCAACAUCAGCAUCCUCAUCAACACCAACAUCAACACUCGUUGCAGCAUCCCCAUCAGAGUCAACACCAGGCUCACCACCAGUUGUACAUCAAUACGUAAAAGUUUGUUGUUCC